Molecule: messenger RNA, 1374 nt
Organism: Oncorhynchus tshawytscha (Chinook salmon)
Lineage: Eukaryota; Metazoa; Chordata; Actinopteri; Salmoniformes; Salmonidae
Product: zinc finger protein with KRAB and SCAN domains 1-like
Exons: 6
Coding region: 155-976 (273 amino acids)
Biological process (GO): regulation of transcription by RNA polymerase II
Molecular function (GO): DNA-binding transcription factor activity; RNA polymerase II cis-regulatory region sequence-specific DNA binding
Source: RefSeq, a predicted model, not a curated record
ACGCCUGCGCUUACAUGACGCCCGUGAACAUGACGCCCUUUCCCAUCCUGCGCGCAGGCGGAAGUUUACUGUACUGGCUCAUCCGAUUCUCCAUGCUCAGAGUCUAAUCAAACAAUAAAAGACCAGUGGUAUCAGCAUCCGCCUCUAGUAUACCAUGACUGAACCGAGUCCGGCCCAGAAAAGCUCACAGCCAGGUCAAGAGAUGGCGUCAGUGAAACUGGAGGACUGCAGUCAAACACUGGAGCUCAAUGUGAUUGUGAAAAAAGAGGAAGAGGAGGAUGAGAGAAGAACCGAGGAAGAGAGCGGGGGAGUAGAACAGGAGAGGGAAGACGGUAACGUUGACUCGGUAGAUAUGGAAGAAGAGGAGGACCAGGAAGGAGGAGGUGUGGCCAACCCAGGACUUGUUACUGUUAAAAGAGAAGAAGAGGAGGAGGGGGUCAGAGAGGAGGAGGAUGGAGAGGAGGAGAUUGGGGACAGAGAGGAGGAGGAGGAGGAUGGAGAGGAGGAGGUUGGGGACAGAGAGGAGGAGGAUGGGGACAGGACCAACCCAGAAACAGGAGAGGGUGCCAGCUCAGACAAAGAGAGACCGUUCCUCUGCUCCCAGUGUGGUAAACGGUUCACUGCACCAAGCAGCCUGAAGACUCACCUGCAGAGACACAGCGGAGAGAAACCCCACCAGUGCUCCUUCUGUGGGAAGCGCUUCCUACGAUCCACAGACCUGAAGAGACACCAGAUGAUCCACAAAGCAGUCACCUCGGACAGACCGUACCGCUGUUCGGAGUGUGGCAAGACGUUCACCUCGCCGACCAGCCUGAGGAUCCACCUGAAGAUCCACAGCGAAGACAAACCCCACCAGUGUUCCGUCUGCGGGAAGCGUUUCCUGUGGCUGUGCGUUCUGAAGAGACACCAGGUGGUGCACAAAGGUGAGAGAAACAUCUCUCUGCUGGAAGACACGUCCUGUGUGGCUCGUUGGUAGAACGUGACCUUCGCAAGCCCCAGGAUUGUGUUCGGAAUGACAGUGCGGUGCAUCGUUCAAUUCAACGGAAACAGUACUGUCCGACUGGUUGUGAUUAUGGUGGCUCAGAGGACAGGUACCAUAGGGUGUGGUUAUAGAGGCUCAGAGGACAGUUACCAUAGGGUGUGGUUAUAGAGGCUCAGAGGACAGUUACCAUAGGGUGUGGUUAUAGAGGCUCAGAGGACAGUUACCAUAGGGUGUGGUUAUAGAGGCUCAGAGGACAGUUACCAUAGGGUGUGGUUAUAGAGGCUCAGAGGACAGUUACCAUAGGGUGUUUUAUAGAGGCUCAGAGGACAGUUACCAUAGGGUGUGGUUAUAGAGGCUCAGAGGACAGUUACCAAAUCAAAUCAAAUUUUAUU